Molecule: messenger RNA, 2249 nt
Organism: Acanthopagrus latus (yellowfin seabream)
Lineage: Eukaryota; Metazoa; Chordata; Actinopteri; Spariformes; Sparidae
Gene: hs3st3l
Product: heparan sulfate (glucosamine) 3-O-sulfotransferase 3-like
Exons: 3
Coding region: 145-1248 (367 amino acids)
Molecular function (GO): [heparan sulfate]-glucosamine 3-sulfotransferase activity
Source: RefSeq, a predicted model, not a curated record
GACGCGCAGCAUGAAGGAGGAGGAGGGCAGCGGAGCGCGCUGAGAGAGACUCUCCAAGAGUGUACCGCCGGGCGUCAGAGUAUGAAGGGAUGUGAGCUGAACUUGUGGUAGAAUGGCACCCCAUCCCACAUGGACCUCUGAGGGAUGGCCGCUUCUCACCACCAUCACCACCACCACUACCACCACCACCACCACCAGAGCGCGGACCUGCGGCGGCUCUUCCACCGGCUCACCAUCGCCACCUCUCUGAGCAUCCUCUGCUUCUCCCUGGUCUACCUCCUCACCGGAUGCUGCGAGUCGGAGCUGACGGAAAACUUUGAGAUCAAGGCGCCCUCGCGCGAGUUCCUCGUAGCAGGGUCAGGAUGGCCGUACGACAGAAACGGAACCAGGGAGGUGACCGCCCCGGCUGGCGAGGGCGCGUCCAGCCCUCAUCCCGGGCUGGAGGCGAACAGCUCGGGGAAAGAAUGGACCGCCACGCGAAGAUUGCCCCAGGCUCUCAUCAUAGGGGUUAAAAAGGGAGGCACCAGGGCUCUGCUGGAGUUUCUGCGGCUCCACCCGGACAUCCGCGCCCUGGGGUCGGAGCCGCACUUCUUCGACCGGCAUUACGCACGAGGACUGGACUGGUACAGAAGUAUGAUGCCCAAAGCCCUGGACGGACAGAUCGUCAUGGAGAAGACGCCUCGUUACUUUGUUACUGUGGAAACACCAGCACGAGUCCAUGCUAUGUCGCAGGACGUGAAGCUGAUCGUGGUCGUCCGUGACCCCGUGACCAGAGCCAUAUCUGACUACACACAGAUCAUCUCCAAGACCCCCGACAUCCCUCCCUUCGAGAGCCUCGCCUUCAAGAACCGCACCACAGGUCAGAUUGACUCUCUGUGGAGCCCACUGUGGAUCGGCCUGUAUGCCCAGCACCUAGAGCGAUGGCUGGCCUGGUUCCCCAGGACUCAGAUCCAUCUGGUCAGCGGGGAGAGGCUCAUAUCCGACCCGGCCGGAGAGCUGGGCAAAGUCCAGGACUUCCUGGGUCUCCAGAGGAUCGUCACGGACAAGCACUUCUACUUCAACAAAACGAAAGGCUUCCCCUGCCUGAAGAAGCCGGAGGGCAGCAGUAAACCUCACUGCCUGGGGAAGACCAAAGGGAGGAUGCACGCCUUCAUUGACCCGGAGGUGAUGCAAAGACUGAGGGAUUUCUAUAAGCCACAUAACCAGCGCUUCUAUCAGAUGGUGGGCCAGGACUUUGGAUGGCAGUGACCCCGUGAUUAGCGUCACGCUGCUUUGUGCGAAUUUUCCAUCUGACUGAAACAGAUGCAAAGAGUCGGACCGCAGAAGAUUCAGAGAACAGAGCUGCUUCUGACCAGCGGACGGACAUGUCACCUAAUGAUGAGAGCCCAGCGUCAAUACAUCCGCCUCUAUCAAUCAGUCGUCUUGUUCUAGAGUUUGAAAGACAGGACGCAGUCAUUUUAUCUGUCGUAGAUGUUCAAUAAAAGGUGCUUUUGAGGUCCGAAACAAGGGAGUCCCCCGUGCACCUUUCUCGUUUGGUAGGAUACUUCCUCCUACGCAUGGUGGUUAAUUGAAGCAUUCGUGUGCACAGUCUGUCCUGUGGCUGUGGUUGCUAUAGGUUACUGCUGUAAAAAGUUGAAUGGUGAAAUACGCAGUGUAGCUUUUAGUGUCUCUUGUCGGCAGUGUAAUCCCGAUGCUCUAGUUGGUAGGCUGUAGUGGCACGAUGAACAGACACAUCUUCCUUCACAUUCCCCAAUUUCCAUGACUUUCUCUUUCUACCUGUUUGUUCUAAAGUCUCACCAGUUACGAAUUUCAAACCGAUCAAUGCAUUCGUAUUGCGUAUUGUCCUCCAAGCAUCGUUCCUGAAAAGGGGGGGGGGGGGAUGAAUCUUUUAUGUGGCGAGCAGCAGAGGCAUGAGCGAGAGAAUCUUUAUAUGAGCUCAGAUUUGACUGAGUGGUUUUGUAUUCCUGAAUAAUGAAUGUGGAUAAAUGGGUGUAGGGGAAUUGGUGCGCAUCACUCGCCUCUCUGCCUAUUGGCACAUUUAUGUGCUCGGCUUAGGUUAGCAUCCGACUGCAGAAGCACCCUGCUAUACCCUGAGAGAAGUAAAAGGACCACUGAAGGACAACCAAAACAAGACCAGGUCACAUCCGUGAGCGGAGGUCGACCUAUCGCUGGUCGGGGUUUCAUUGUGUUACUGUGAGAGGGCGUGCUGACAGGGUUGUCUCUUUUCAGUUUGCAUGUAUUUGCACUAG